Molecule: messenger RNA, 1411 nt
Organism: Solanum lycopersicum (tomato)
Lineage: Eukaryota; Viridiplantae; Streptophyta; Magnoliopsida; Solanales; Solanaceae
Source: RefSeq, a predicted model, not a curated record
CUCCUUUCUUCAUUCAUAUCAAUAUCAAAAAAUUUCUCUCAAACUUAUUUUGAUAAUACUCCAUAAAUGGAUGGGAGAGGAGGGUGUUGUAUUGCUAGGUAUGCAGGAGGUGCGUACGAUAUGUCAAAAGUGGAUAGGAUAAUGCUUAAAUUCAGACCUAUAGCACCUAAACCAGCAGCAGCCGGUACUUCCGUUUCCGGCACGACUACUCCACCGCAAAAAUCUGAGGUUCCGGUUCGUACUGGACGGUGGAAGAGAAGGUAUGUUAAGGACAAUAAAAAUAGUAAUAAUAACAAGAGAUCUAGUAGCGGCGGGUGUAGUCCUACUCCUAGUCGUAGGAAAAGGAAAGCUCGGUCGGUUGAAGAAAAUGAUUCAAGCGCAAAAUCAGUGUCUGGCGGAGAAACGGCAGUUACUCUGCCGUUGUUAUCGGAGAUUCCUGAAAGGAAGGAUAAUUCAGUUGAUAUGAUGAAAAAAAAUGCUCCGAUCUGGUUGAGUUUUGGUGGUAACCAAGGGAAUAAUAAUGAUAACAGUAAUAAUAAUAAUGGUCAGUUGCAGGGAGUGGCUAUGGAUCGGUCAGUUGUGAUGUUUCCUCAGCCAGUACGUGUAGUGGGGUCAUGGGUAAAGGUGGAAAGCGUGACAGACGCGUGGGUGGAAGGGUAUGGGUUAGGACGUACGGAUGAGGAAAAACUUAUAAAUCUGGAGCGGGACAGCUGUCCAGGGUUUAUAUCAGACGGUUUAAAUAGAGUUAGGUGGGCCAACAAGGCAUACAAGGGGAUGGUGGGUGAUGGGGCAGGGGAAGUGGUUGUUUGGCUAGUGAUGAAAGAUGCUGUACGGCUGCCGGAGAGCAAAUCUACGGCGGCGUUCACUUGCCGGGUUAGGGUUGUCAGGUGCGGGAAGGAAAAAAAUUCAUUGAUUCUGCCGUGCGAUGUGUGGAGAAUGGACGGCGGAGGAUUUGCAUGGAGGUUGGAUACAGAAGCCGCUCUCUCUUUGGGGCGGUAGGUAGGUAAUUGAAGUAACUCCACCUGAAGGGUAAAGAAGUAAAUCUGUAUGCCGAACCACUAAUAAAACUUGCCACCUUGUGCCUUGUCUACGUAUAGAGGACAUGCAGACUACUUGCAUGUGCUUUUAUCAGAAGAAAAAUUGUGAAUAUCUUUUUAGAGUUCAGAAAUGUUUUUUUAGGUGUGUUUAAUUUUUUUUUUGGUUUUUUCAAGGCGGAGUUUGGAUGGUGGCGGAUUUACUUAUGCCUAGUUGUGUGGUUUAUGGAAUGUUCGUUAGGGAUACUUAUUGAUAUACAGUGUUACUACUAGCAGUUGUAGUUGAACCAGGGAAAACAUAUCAUGAUCUGUUAUCUGACUUUGGACUUCGCGUUCCUGUUUCUAAUUUAACAUCUUACAUACAUAUUUUGUUCCAA